UCGGGGCGGUGCCCAGAAGGUUCAGUGACUGCCAUUGCUCCUGGCUGGGCUGUCGUUUUUUGCUCACAGACGACUUCAGCCAAAUGAAGCCCCCUGCAUAGUGGUGGCGGGGACCUAAGGGGAGGUGCCGACGAAGCCCGCACGCCGUCCCCAGCUAUACUUUGCGACCCAGUAUCGGCUCUCGGAGGCCGCCUUGUUGCUAGGCAGCCGCGUCUAGGCGCGGGAGGCGGGGUGGGCAAUGGACCAGUACUGCAUCCUAGGCCGCAUCGGAGAGGGUGCACAUGGCAUCGUCUUCAAGGCCAAGCACGUGGAGACUGGAGAGAUCGUUGCUCUCAAGAAGGUGGCUCUGCGGCGGCUGGAGGAUGGCAUCCCCAACCAGGCCCUGCGAGAGAUCAAGGCCCUGCAGGAGAUCGAGGACAAUCAGUAUGUGGUGCAGCUGAAGGCUGUGUUCCCACAUGGGGCAGGCUUCGUGCUGGCCUUCGAGUUUAUGCUGUCAGAUCUGGCUGAGGUGGUGCGCCACGCCCAGAGGCCACUGGCCCAAGCACAAGUCAAGAGCUACCUGCAGAUGCUGCUUAAAGGCGUCGCCUUCUGCCAUGCCAACAACAUCGUGCAUCGGGACCUGAAACCAGCCAACCUGCUCAUCAGUGCCUCGGGCCAGCUCAAGAUAGCAGACUUUGGCCUGGCCCGGGUCUUUUCUCCAGAUGGCAGCCGCCUCUACACGCACCAGGUGGCCACCAGGUGGUACCGAGCCCCCGAGCUCCUGUACGGUGCCCGCCAGUAUGACCAGGGCGUGGACCUGUGGGCCGUGGGCUGUAUCCUAGGGGAGCUGUUGAAUGGGUCCCCGCUGUUCCCAGGGGAGAACGACAUCGAACAGCUUUGCUGUGUGCUUCGCAUCUUAGGCACUCCCAGCCCUCAAGUCUGGCCGGAGAUCAUGGAGCUGCCGGACUACAACAAGAUCUCCUUCAAGGAGCAAGCACCUGUGCCCCUGGGGGAGGUGCUGCCUGAUGCCUCUCCCCAGGCCUUGGACCUGCUGGGGCAGUUCCUUCUCUACCCUCCACGCCAGCGCAUUUCGGCCUCCCAGGUCUGGAAUGAGGUUUCAAGAACCAAGGAAUUGUGGAGGCAGCUUUGUCUGAGACGCUGGUCCUCCUGUAAAGACUCCCAGAUGACCCUAGGCACACAAACAUGGAAACAGUACUAUCUCUGCCGAUCGGAGCUGGAGUUCCGAAUGGAAUCCGGACGGCCAGAGAAGGAUUUCAUCUGCAAAGCCAUUGCUGGGCACAAAGGAGAGAUAGAUGAGCUGGCCUACAUCUCAACCAACGAGUACCGCUUUGAUGGGCAGGAGAAGUCUGUGGUGUGCACUGUGUCCUCAGAUGGCACCGUGCGUGCCUGGGAUCUGCAAGAGGGCACAGAGAUCUGGUCGAGUCCUCUACAGCCUGCUGCUCUGGUGAAUUUGGUGACCUACCCUCGGCUACAGCUGGUUGUCACUGUGGACGAGCGGGGACUAAUCAAAGUGUGGGAAGCAGAAAAUGGGUGGGAGUCAGCUUCCUUCUUUCUGCCUACACACUCAUCUGCAUUGGAGGCCUGUGACCAUCCAGAGGGCCCCCUCCUGCUGGCAGCUUCUGCUGACGGAGCACUCUACACGCUGACCAUACCCCGGCUGCAACUGAUGUCCAGGGUGAGCAUGUUCCCGAACCACCCUGCCAGUCUGCUCUGCUCUCCUGACCACCAGUGGGUGUUUGCAUCGACCCAGAACUCAGACCUGGGUCCCAAGGUGUUCCACAUGCGCUCCUUGCUGUGUCCAUUGGAAGAUGAGGCUCCUGUCUCCACUGCUCUCCCCAUCUGGCUGACUUCCAGAGCCUGCUGGGCCCCCAACAAGGCAGCUAGGCUAAUGGUGAUGCAUAGAAAUGACAACGGCAUGCAGUUGGUUAUCACCACCUAUGAGCUAGGAGCCAAGAAGUCCAGGAAUGGAGUGGACAUUCUAGUACAACAGAUCGCAAGUUUCAUCCUGCCAGACACCAUGAUGCCUCCUCAUCUCAUGAAGGGUCAUAGCUCCCAAGUGAUUCUACUGGUGUCUGGGUCGGAGCUCGUGCUUUUUACCAUACAUGGCCUGCAGCUAGCAGCCUUCCAGGACCACCAGAAGCCCAUCACGUCCAUGUGGGUGGACCAGAGCCGAGUCAUCACCUCUUCCUUUGACCUCUCCUUGCGAGUCUACAUGUGGAAUAAGGACAAUAAAUUUCCUGUCCUCAAGAGCUGUUAUCACUUGCUCGGGGGUUCUCACCGAUGGGCCAGUGGAUUUACUCAUGUGGAAAGCGACAGCAUGAGCAUUGUAGGCGUGGAAGCCAGAAGCAUCGGCACAAGUAUUCUGAGGUCAUAUUACUUCCAAGUGCAACGGGGCUGAGAUGACCACAUUGAUCAUCUCCCUUUGGUGAAGAGCUUGUAUGCACACAAGGCCAAAAUGAUUAUCAAAAUUGAGACAAGAAUUACUAAUUCUCAAAUACCUACUAAGGGCAGGCACUGUGCUAUGUGAGUUUAUUUUUAAAUCUUCACAGGAAGCCAAUGAAGUAGGCAUGAUUAUCUCUUUUUCAGACAAGGAACAGGAAAUGUAACAGGGGAGUCAUUAACCCAUUGUUAGCCCAUGGUCCAGCUGCCUAUCAGCCUGCCCAGAGCUAUUCAGAUAGUAGCAGAGUGGAGAGGAUGCAUGACAGGGGACUAGAAAGCCCACGCUUAAAGUGCUGGGAUUGUAACAGUCGUUUUUGUUGUUUAAAUAUAUAAGUAAAUAUUUUUUAUCUUCCUAUCCUGUGUAAUUUGCUUUAGACACACAUUAAUAAACAGUUCUUGCUGUCACGUA
Messenger RNA from Pteropus alecto (black flying fox), 2848 nucleotides. It is a transcript of the gene CDK20, whose product is annotated as cyclin dependent kinase 20. Gene Ontology annotation, molecular function: cyclin-dependent protein serine/threonine kinase activity; ATP binding; protein binding. NCBI's taxonomy places the organism in Eukaryota, Metazoa, Chordata, Mammalia, Chiroptera, Pteropodidae. The record is from RefSeq and is a predicted model, not a curated record. Gene Ontology annotation, biological process: protein phosphorylation. Gene Ontology annotation, cellular component: nucleus. The transcript has 16 exons. Bases 239 to 2398 code for a protein of 719 amino acids.